AUGGGAACAUGUAUAGCGAAUAAUGUAAAAACAUCAGAAGAUUACAUGAAGAAUUAUUAGAAUUAAAAAUAAUUUACCUAUCAAUAAAGGUAGUAAGUUUCUUUGGAAGAAGAACCAAUAAAUCUCUUUAACAUCGAGGUUGAUUUGGAUCAUCCAGUUUUCACUUUGCAUCAAUUUGAUCCAUCAUUAACAAGGGAUGUCUAUUAAAGUGAUUUGGCAUCAGAUGUAAAUUUGAACUUGCAUUCCGAUAACUCGAAAUAAGUGUAGAGAUUGAAAUUGGAAAAUCCGAAAGAAUUCAAAAGGGUUUUUAAGGAACUCAGAAGCUAAUGUUAUUCGCUUUAAAAUUAUAUCUUACCAAAUAUCAGCAUAGAAUAUAGUAAGAAUGAUUAUUAUAUGGUGAGCCCAAUUAUAAAUAAUAAUAACACUAAAGAGGAUAUCAAUGGUAUUAUACGCCAAGUAGUCGAAUACAAUGGCAAAUCCUUAAUCAACAUGGUAAGAUCGGAAAGUAAAUACGUUGCAAUCUAUUGCAUGAUAAUAUUGAAUGAAAACAUAAGAUUUAUAGAUUCCUUAUAAGAUUACAAUUUAAAUAAACACAGCAAGAUCUAAUAGGGAAAUAUGAAUUUUUAUCAGAUACUGGACAAUUAAGUUCAGAAUAGCCAUCUUCCUAAUUAUUUCCAUGGUAAUUACAUAUGUGAAUUGCUGAUCUAAAAAAGUAAGAGAAAACCAAAUUUGAUGUAAUUGAAGAAUGAUUUAAAUGAUGGUUUAUACUUACUUAGUUAUUAGGCACUAAAGGAGCAUAUGAAAAGAAGAUUCAUGAAACAGUACCAUUUAUGGUCAAGCUUUUGUCUUUCCGAUAAUAGAAAUAAACCUUUCUUUGCAUGUGCUAUUUUGGUGAAUUAUUUGAAGAAGUAGCAUUCUGAUUUAAAUAUAGAGGAGGAGUUGAGAAGAAUAUCAAAAGGUGGAACCAUGUAUUUUACAUUCGAUAGAAUAAAAUGCUUGGAUUUGAAAUAUCAAUUAUCAUAGGAAGAAUUAAAUUAUGUGCUUUCAUCUGAAAUAGUUAAAGAUGUCAUCUAAGUAAGUCUCUCAAAUGCCAGAAUCUUGAUGCAAUUUUUAGAAGAAAAGUUCUCAAUUAAAAUCAAAGAUAAAAUUCGACUCAUAGGUAACAUCGACUCUCAUUACUUCACAUCCAAAGCAUUUUGUAAUAACUAUAAUUUUGUGGAAUCCUUUUAAACUAAGACUGAACCACUAAUGUCAAUGAGAGAAAAGGCCUAUGACUGGUUGGCCAGGAACAAUCAACAAACAUCUUAUGAAUUGUAUUUACCGAGCAUAUUUUAUAACUUAAAGAAUGUUAAAUUUUACAUCCCCAAUUCUUUCGUUUUAUCAUAAUGGAUUGAGUAUUUAAAGGAGAUUGAUUGUCAGAGUGUUAUACAGGAUGCAAAUUUAUUGAUGUAAAUUUAAAAUUCAGAUUUCGUGAUGGAAACACAGAACUAUGAUUUAAUUUAAUAUCAAUUGUUUGAUGCUCUACUCAAAGGAUAUUAUUUGGAGAGUCAAUUUCAGGGGAAUUAAGAAAGUCAAAGGUUUUAUGAAAUUGCUAUUAAAAUAUCUCGGUAAUGCUUUGGAGACUUCAGAAAUAGAGGAAGUAUUUUAUAUCCAAUUGAAGCUUUUUGUUGGCAUCGAUUAUCAGUUUUUACCUCUCAAAAUGGAGAUGUUGAUUAUCUGAGUGUGAUUCAAUAUUUCUUUUCUCAAUUCAUCCAAAUUCCAUUGCCUUGCAACAAUAUCCAAUGCCAUAACUACAAAAACAAGGAUUUAAUUCAAGUAUUGAGAGCCUCAAUAAAAGGGUUCAUGUUGUAUGAUUGGUUAUUUAAAAGAUUCAACGAACUCUAAGGUGAAAAUAUUCAAUCAUUUGAGCCGUAAUUUUGUUAUCAGCCAGGACAAAUCAUACUAUGGGGAUUUAAUUAGAAUUAUUAAUUAGGAUAGAUGUAUUAAUUGAAAUACAGAAUUCCUAUUUCUUUAAAGAGUGAUGUGAUGUUUGUAAAAAUGGCAUGUGGAUACAAACACACAAUGGCAAUAAGCAAUAUGGGUAAAGUAUAUUGUUGGGGUAACAAUGAGGAUGGCAAAUGUGGCAAGCAAUCUGUAAUCAAGUAUGUUGAUUAUCCUCAUCUAAUUGAGAGUUCAUUUGAUUGCAUUUCAAUAGAGUGUGGACAUGACCAUUCUGUUUAUGUUAAUUCAAAAGGAGGAGUUUAUUCUUGGGGAUGUGGAGAGGGAGGUUUGUUAGGAAACAACACUGUGAUAUCAACUCACAUUCCUCAAUAGGUUAUGAUUCCAGGUCCUUGUAAACAGAUGAAAUGCGGUGGAUUACACAAUGCUGCCAUAGUUGAGGAUAGAUUAUACGUUUGGGGAAGAGGAGACGGAGGCUAAUUGGGAUUGCCACUUGAAUUAGGAAUGGAAAUAGCCAUUCCAACCAAGGUUGAGGUAGAAAAUGUGUAAGCAGUUGCAUGUGGUGAUGCUCAUACUAUAAUUUUGAAUAGUCAGAAAUAAGUUUAUGGAUGGGGUUAUAAUGAGUAGGGAUAGUUGGGUUUGUCUUUAGAUAUCACAAGUGUUGUAUAACCUACACUCUUAAUUGAGGAUGUUGAUUAAAUAUAUGCAGGAUCUUUGUAAUCAUACUUUCUGAAGGAUGGGAAUCUGUAUGGAUGUGGUUGUAAUGAUGAUGGCCAAUUGGGAAUAGAUACCAAUGCAGAAUAAAAAGGGAUUCAGCAGAUCCUUAAUUACAAGGUUGAGAGCAUAGCCAUUGGGUAGGAUCAUACACUAUGUUAAUCUUAAGGGAAGGUGUACGGUUGGGGAUUGAAUAAAUUUGGAGAAUUAUGCAAAUAAAGUCAGACCAAACCAACAGAGUUAUUCGCAUAUAAAGUACAAUCAAUUGGUUGUGGUGCCUAUCAUAGUGGAGUCGUAAUAUCUGGCACUGAAAAAUAUUCUGCGUAUAACAAUGAAUAUGAUUAUAAAAUAUAAUUAAUCGAAUGA
Paramecium tetraurelia is the source of this 3018-nucleotide messenger RNA. RefSeq lists its product as uncharacterized. The transcript has 2 exons. NCBI's taxonomy places the organism in Eukaryota, Ciliophora, Oligohymenophorea, Peniculida, Parameciidae. The record is from RefSeq and is a predicted model, not a curated record.